Messenger RNA from Giardia duodenalis, 945 nucleotides. Its product is annotated as GiMOMP35. NCBI's taxonomy places the organism in Eukaryota, Fornicata, Diplomonadida, Hexamitidae. Bases 1 to 945 code for a protein of 314 amino acids. The transcript has a single exon. The record is from RefSeq and is a predicted model, not a curated record.
AUGCCGGCUCACAGACACAGCCGAUCAUCCCUUCGCACCAGUGCUGCAGCGAUCGCUUCUGCCACACUCAUUGCUGGUGGCCUAGCAGGGCUGGGAUAUGGCGUUUAUCGCAUGGUGCGUAACUACCAAUUCCAUGUUAGCCCCUACAAGGUCCUUCAGCAUGCCAUCGCCUCUGAUGUUGAGAAACAGCAGAUACUAGUCCUUGAGGACAGUAUUGCACGCACACAUUACACCGUCCAGACCCUCAGCACAGAUGAGGAAAAAGAGGAGGCCGUUGUACAGAUACUCUCCAAUGCAUCCGUCCGUGCUUUAGCCGUUCCUGUUGUAGUAUCUGUCAACACCUUUUUAGCUGUAUCUGUUCUAUGCUCUAUAGAGACCAUAGCUAGGCUCAAGAGGCGUAAACUCAUUGCACCAGUGCACACAAGCAUUUUGAUGGAGCUUAACAAGCUUGCCGUUAGUAUGGAUGCGUUCGGGGUCGUCGAGCAGGAAGUACGAGAAAGCCUCACUGCAUAUACUAAAGCGAACCUCAGGGUUGCCACAUCUCCUGCAGCAUUCAUGCAGUUUCUCCAGUCUUUCCUAACUACUGAACUCAUCGCCAUAAUACUCUCCCAGCUCCUCACGUCUAUCCAGACCACUAUAGACGAGCUCAAUCCGUCCUCUAUCCUCUAUCUUCCCCUGUUAAUUCUUAAGGACAUACUUGUCGAGAAUGCUGCGGAUCCUCUUGCUAAGGCAAACAGCUUCAGUGCUUACAUUGUAGAGAUGGUCACGACCUUCUUUGACAACGUAAGCAGAGAAUUCACGGACCUGAUAGCGUCAAAGGCGGGCUUCCAACUCGCAUACUACACUCGUCCGCUAUUGUCUCUAAACUUCACCCGAUACUUUCCAUCGAUAGAUGAGAGCUUUGUUAACUCCAUUUACCUUAUGACCAAGACAAGGCUAAAUUGA